AUGAAUUUAGAUCCAAAGGUGGAAUUAGAAGUGCACAGGCAAUUUCGAUAUGUAGCAAUUGGUGCAAUAACAAUAUCAAUAUUUUCUGUUUCAUUGGCAAUUUUAACAGUACCGCUUCUCUAUAGCUAUGCGCAUCAUUUACAUUCAAAAGUUUUGGAUGGAAUAGAUUUUUGUAAAAUGAAUUCUCGAGAUAUGUGGUCCCAAAUGUAUGCUAUUCAAAAUCGACAUCAAAUAAGACGUGAAAAACGUGGUUGGUUGUUUGGAGAAUGGCGUGAUGAUGGUAUUGGUGAUGCAGGUGGAAAUGGCGCUUAUGGUGCACCUGCAGCAGCGCCUGUAUAUGAACCACCAGCAGCACCAGAUUCAGAAAAGGGAGUAGUAAUACAAAUGAUGCGCUGCAUGUGCCCACAUGGACCACCGGGACCACCGGGACCACCGGGAUAUGAUGGUAAACAUGGUAGAGAUGGACAGCCUGGAAGGCAUGGAAAUUAUGGGAGAAAUGGUAGUGUGAUGCCGUAUGAUGGCUUAAGGAAUGAACCUUGUGUAAUUUGUAUGCCUGGUCCACCUGGACCACCGGGACAACCUGGUAAUAAGGGACCACCAGGACCGCGGGGUGAAUCGGGAGAGCCAGGUCAUGAUGGAAAAAUAGGACGUCAGGGAAUGAUUGGACAACCUGGGCCAGCAGGUAGAAUAGGUGAACCCGGACCUAGGGGUAAAAGAGGAGAAGAUGGGAAACUUAUUAAAAUAGAAGGACCUCCUGGUACUCCGGGACCUGAUGGACCAAUGGGACAAGAUGGUAUGAAAGGACCAAAAGGAGAUCGUGGACAGACUAUUCCUGGACCUCCGGGACCACCGGGCGAAAGUGGAAAAAAAGGUAAAAGUGGUAAAAAAGGACCACCAGGAUUACCAGGACCGAAAGGCUUACAUGGUAAUGAUGGUACUUGCGGCCAUUGUCCAUCGCCGCGAACUCCACCCGGCUAUUAA
Molecule: messenger RNA, 981 nt
Organism: Acanthocheilonema viteae
Lineage: Eukaryota; Metazoa; Nematoda; Chromadorea; Rhabditida; Onchocercidae
Source: the annotation of a GenBank genome assembly